AUGACAGCUGGCUCUGUCUCAGUUCCUCAGGUCAUACCACUUCGAAUUCCUCUUCCAGGGAAGGCUAAACAUGAAAUCGACACAAAUACUCUCAUAGAAAUAAAAUCAGAUGGAAGUAAACCAGAACUGAUUAGGAAACCAGGCUAUGGAGAGCAUAACACUUUUAAGUAUAAGGGUCCUAUCGUAUUACCAGUUGGGAAAAUAAUGGUCAAGGCACUGGCAGUUACAAAGGACUCCAGGGAGAGUACAGUUGUAACAAAGGUAUUUCUGGUAGAGUACAAGCAACCAAACAUCCUCUUCUCUGUUGAAGACAAUGACAAGAAUUUCCUAAAAAACAUCGCCACACAGGAGAGGGAAGGUGGGAUGUUUACUACAAAACUAAAGAAGAAUGCAGUGAAUGUGGAAAUCAAGCCUGCCUGGAGUGAAGCACCCCAAGAUUUUCAAGACUUGGAAACAGAAAGGAAGACUGCUCACAGGUCCCUGCAAGGACCACAGCUCCUUGCCAGUCAUUUGGAAACAACAGAGUACAGGGAGGGAACCAUCUCAGCACCACCAAUAGAGUCGUUACAGUUUGCUAGUUCUUCUGUGGUGACUAGCCGGAAAAGCUUAGCAAGCACACAGGUGGCAAGGAUCCAGAGGGAAACAGAUUUCCUCAAAUGUGCACGCUGUUCUGCACCUCGCCUGUCUGACCCCUUGGCUCACUUCUGUCAGGAAUGUGGAUCUCCUAUUCCACCUGUGCCAGUACGUCGCUUCCCACCCCCUGAAGGAGCGCAGAUGGCACCAUGUCUUGAAUGCGGACAUCUUGUGCCAAUGAAUACACCCACUUGCAUUGUAUGUGAGUCGCCAAUAGCUCCACAGCUGCAGCCCCAAACCAAGAACUGCGUAAAGGGUAAAGUAAUUUGUCAGGCGUGUGGCACAGGAAAUCCUCUUCACCAUAAACACUGUGUGACUUGUGAAAGCAAACUGCCUGAAAUAGAGAUGCCCAUGUUUGGAGGAGACACCCCCCUGCUUUAUCCCAGCCAGCAAAGGAAAACAGUUUCUUGCUCAAAAUGCAAUCGUGUUAACCAAUGUGACGCCCGUUUCUGCGACUGGUGUGGAGCCAAGCCUGGACCUCCUCUAUCCUACUUUACUUGUGUCAAGUGUGGUACAAGCAACCGUCCAUACGCUCGCUUCUGUGGGUCCUGUGGUGUUUACAUAGAGCCCCCAUCAAGGAUGGCUUCUCAGAACGGCAGUCUCACGGAUGCUGGGGACUCACUGGGGUUUUCUGAGGCUAAACGAUUUCAAGCUCAAGCUGCCUGGCAGCCUCUUCCUAUUUCCUUGCCCAAAUCAAGGGCAGAACUAAAAGAAAGAGAAGAUAAAGGAACCCAAACUAUUGGACUUUUCUACCCAUCUAGCAAACUGUUGGAAAAGAAGGAGCUUGAGCUGAUUUCACAAAAAGAAAAGCUGGAAAGGAUGAGUGAUCAUAAGCCUCUCCUGACAGCCAUUAGUCCUGGAAAAGGUUACUGGAGGAAACAGCUGGAUCAUGUCUGCGCUCACCUUAGAAGCUAUGCUCAGAACAACGUUGAAUUCAGAACACUUAUUGGAGAACCUCGAAUGGGAAAGAUUAAUUCUGCUACCAUCCAUGAGGAUGACUAUGAAGUCACUAUUACGUUGAAUUACGCCCUUGCUAUUAACAAGGAUGGCAGCCAGACUAGUUUUGGCAAAGAAGAUCAUAAUCUUUUCUAUUCGAGAGGCAAAAUAAAAAGAACAAAGUCAAGAACACUUACAGAAAAAGAAGACAAGCUCCCCCCAGAGUCCAGACAACUACUGGAUGAACUGGGUCCAAAUGGGAAAGGAAGAAUCACCUUGGUAGAACAAUUGCUCUGUGAAGGAGCUGACCCAAACUGCAUCAGCAACGAGGACCGUCCUGCUCUCACGGUUGCUGUCCUUAACAAGCACGCCGAAGUGAUCUCCCUUCUUGUGCAGAAAGGUGCUGACGUUGACCAGCAGUCAGGGCCGCACAACAACACUGCUCUCCAUGAGGCAGUUCUGCUCGGAUCAGAGGGAGAGGAGUGCAUCCGAGCCCUGUUAGGCUGCGAUGCAAGCAUAAAGAAGAAGAAUGCAGAAGCACUAUCAGCAUAUGAUUUGGCUGUUACAGCUGGAAAUAAUGAAGUUAUUUCAUUGUUCACAAGUAAGCUUGGACAGGGAACACUGGACAAACUUACAAAACCCAGGAACGCUGGGCUCAUCAGUGUGUGA
Molecule: messenger RNA, 2238 nt
Organism: Nipponia nippon (crested ibis)
Lineage: Eukaryota; Metazoa; Chordata; Aves; Pelecaniformes; Threskiornithidae
Source: RefSeq, a predicted model, not a curated record